CUCCUGCGGUGAUUGAUUUGGUUUUCUCUGGUGUUUUAACUAGUUCCGGCCUUUGGCGCUCUAUGACGUCACCGAAGUGACGGAGCGGAAAAGCGCGAGAAGCGGCUUGGUUCCUUCUGCGCAGAGGCGGUAGUGACACAGGCACAACUGACGGUGGCAGAAGCUCAGCUGACAAGGACUGGAGACAGCGGUGUCCUUGUCUUGCCUUUGUCGCCCCCGCCCCCUCUUCCCUGGCUAGACCUGCGGAGUCCCGGCCGAAGAACCUGAGGAGCCAUAUAUUGAAGACCAUGUCUGGAAGCUUCUACUUUGUAAUUGUUGGGCACCAUGAUAAUCCAGUUUUUGAAAUGGAGUUUUUGCCAGCUGGGAAGGCAGAAUCCAAAGACGACCAUCGUCAUCUGAACCAGUUCAUAGCUCAUGCUGCUCUCGACCUCGUAGAUGAGAACAUGUGGCUGUCGAACAACAUGUACUUGAAAACUGUGGACAAGUUCAACGAGUGGUUUGUGUCAGCAUUUGUCACUGCGGGGCAUAUGAGGUUUAUUAUGCUUCAUGACAUAAGACAAGAAGAUGGAAUAAAGAACUUCUUUACUGAUGUUUAUGAUUUGUAUAUAAAGUUUUCAAUGAAUCCAUUUUAUGAACCCAAUUCUCCUAUUCGAUCAAGUGCAUUUGACAGAAAAGUUCAGUUUCUUGGGAAGAAACACCUUUUAAGCUGAAUGGAGAAAAUUCCAAAAUAAAUGAUGUCACCACAAUGGUGUAUAUUCAGGAAUGUGUACAUUGUAAAUUCCUUGAUUAAAUAGCCUGGAACUCUUUUGUGUAUUCUCAGUUUAUCUAAAC
Messenger RNA from Nomascus leucogenys (northern white-cheeked gibbon), 831 nucleotides. It is a transcript of the gene TRAPPC2B, whose product is annotated as trafficking protein particle complex subunit 2B. Gene Ontology annotation, cellular component: nucleus; cytoplasm; TRAPP complex. The record is from RefSeq and is a predicted model, not a curated record. Lineage: Eukaryota; Metazoa; Chordata; Mammalia; Primates; Hylobatidae. Gene Ontology annotation, biological process: endoplasmic reticulum to Golgi vesicle-mediated transport.